This is a messenger RNA of Symbiodinium sp. CCMP2592, 672 nucleotides long. The record is from the annotation of a GenBank genome assembly. NCBI's taxonomy places the organism in Eukaryota, Dinophyceae, Suessiales, Symbiodiniaceae.
AUGGCCUGCUGCACAUCUCGCGGCUCUCGGCUUCUGGCCGAGUCGAAGCAGUGGCAGCGAGAGCCUCGAAUUCGUCGUGCACCCUUCGAAUUCUCUCACGGUGCCACAGAUCAGGAUGUGUUGGCACAGGAUGAUGCAGUUUGGGUGAAGGCUCAGACAGUUGUGGAGGUGAAGGAGGAAGAGGGAAAGUUCAGCCUCGAUAUGCGCUUUGUUGGCCAGAGGGAUGGUGAGGACCAGGAUCCUAACAACGUCCAGGCGGAUGCUGGAAAGGGAAAGGGCCAGGGCAAAUCUGCUCCGGAGCCCAUCCGCAUCGGUGCGAUCCAGGCCACAACAUGCUCGCGAUGUGGUGCACGUGGGCAUUCGGCCAGAGAGUGCUGGGCUGGAGGAGGCAAGCAGUACGACUUGGUCGAGGAGGCACCGGAGUCCUCCGGAAAGGCGGGUGGCAGAGGGUUGGAAGAUGCCGCUGGCGGACAUGAUGCCGCAACCGUGAAAAAAGCCCUCCAGGAAUACUUCAAGAGGAAAGCUGCGGGGGAAGACUCCUCGUCCAGUUCCUCAUCCAGCGACAAGAAGAAAAAGAAGAAGAAGAAAAAGGAGAAGAAGAAGGACAAGAAAGAAAAGAAAAAGAAAAAGAAGGACAAAAAGAAAGACAAGUCUGCUGCGAAGGAGGCAUGA